GCAACCCCACCUUUCAUAACGACUCUGCUCUAUUUUCGCGCCUCUCAUUCCUUCCUUUCUCCCACAUGGCACGCUUCAGGCAGGCCAGUGCCUGAUCUGACGCCUCGCCCUCGACCACUGCUGAUAACAGGAGCCACAGCUUCUGUUGAUCAGAAAUAUAGUCGCGUUUUCGCUGUGGCUUGUCCGCAGUGCGUUUCCCCCUUUUUCGCGAGUCUACAUUCUCCAACUACCGAUCAUUCUCAACAACAGUACACCUCAAUCCCGUGCAUCGUUUCGCGUUCCGGCUAACACUACUCCUCAGGUCCAGAACCGCGUCUUAGUUCGCUUUCCUACAUGUGUUAUUACAAAAUGGCGGCUUCGGCCUUUACCGCAAGGAGCCCGCAUCCCGCGCACACCCUCCUCGGCGCCGCCACCGCCCGCUACGACGACCCGUUCGAUUCCAGCCCAAAGUCGCUCUGCGACUCGUGCAGCGUCUUCCCCGAUUCGCCGGCGACGCUGGCGUCGCCGUCCUUCCCGAGCCGCCAUCAUUCGUUCGUGGCGCCGCGUUUCAGUCGGAGCCCGAGUAGUAGCGAGGAGGGGAGCGAGUUUUCGUCUGAAGACGACGCGCCCGACUCCAAUCCGGCUGUCGCCGCGCUGUCGCCGACGCAACAGGCGACGUCGCCGAUGUUUUCGCCGACGCUGGAGGCGACGUCGCCAUCGCUGCAGGCGAUGCGGCACAGCGUGGAGGACAUGGAGAUCCGCGCGCUCGAGGGGAAGCUCGCGCUGCUCGCGACGCAGCGCCAGCUCAGCGCCGUGCGCUGCGAAAACUUCAUCCACAUGAUCGAGUCGUCCAUUGGCGGCGGCGACGGCGACGAAGGCGGGGCUCCUUCCGCCGCUAGCAGCGGCGGGGGCGGCGGUGCCGUUAUCCGCGGUGGCAGCGGGGAGCUUCAUUCGUCGGCGGGUUCUACAAGGAGAGAUUCUGCUACACACGCCAUUAGAGAUAGUUAUUGUAACGAGGUGGACCAAGAAGAUGACGGAAACGAGGAGGACGACGAAGCCGACGAGCCGCCGUCGCCGCUUCAGCGCCGAGUUUCCCGGCGACGGUCCAAGGAGGUAUUGGAGCUGACUUGUAACGACGUGGAAGACGACGGGAAUGAGGAGGACGACGAAGCGGACGAGCCGCCGCCGCCUCAGCGCCGCGUUUCACGGCGACGAUCGUUGGAGCUGACGUCAUUCUCGGUCAAGGAGCGCUCGUUGGAGUCGACGCCGCUUUUCAGCUCCGGUCGAUUUCUCUCGCGGUCGUUCUCGUCGCGCGCCUUGGAUCUGUCGCCGUCACCAGUCGCACACGUCGCACGUGUGCACAGCCAUGGUCCGAGCUCCUCGCCCUCCGUUCGCACGUCGCACACUCGCUCGCCGCGCGGCAGUCUCGCGGCGUCGCACAGUCACGCUCACUCCCACAUGCGCGCGCAAGCGUCGCGCGAUCUAAGCUUCUACGACACGCACGCUCCUCUCCCCCGCGCUCCCGCCACUCACGUUGCGCAUCACCCGCCCAUCUCGCGCGCGAAGACAACCCCUGUUUCCAGUCGCCAUCAUUCCGCCACCUUCCUCGUGCCCGCCAGCCCUACUAGCGGCGGAGCCUCGGGGGGGGCGUUUUCCGCGGAGUUGCGGCUUUCCGCGGGGCCGCUUUCCGCUAGGUUGGGUCCGCGCGGAGACUUCAGCUGGGAUUUGGGGUUUAGUCAUCGUUCGCUUGGCGAAAGCCCUAGUGGUGGUUACGGUGGAGCAUCAUCGUCGUCAAUCCUUCGCGGCAAAGCCAAGUGCAAGUCGGCGCGCUUCAGUAGCACUUGCGCCCACUCAAUGUCGUCGCGCCGCUCGCUGCACCGAUUGGGCAGCUGGGCACAUCUUGACGACGAGCAGGUGUUUUCCCCAUCUAACGGUUUCCGAUCACCCAGCGGUUGAUUGGACGGCCUGGAUUAACCUACAAGAAGCUGUACCUUGACGAGGUUGGGGUGUUUCCCCCAUCUGAAGGCUCCGAUCAUCCUGUUACAGAUCUGACGGCCAUAAUCAUUUCAAGACAUUCAUCUCAAGACAACCAUAGAAGUAAGGGAUAAGGACAAGGGGCCGUAUCUACAAAGAGGAAUAUCAAAAGGCUAUCAGGUACCGUAUUAGCCAUUUUUCCUGCAAUGUUUCGCCCUAGAGGCAAGGCAUUGUCCAGGAUUAGGAAGUUAGGACAAGGGCUAGGGUAAGAUCAUCUACGGUACCUAUGUAUGCCCCAAAUUUUCUUGUAUUUUCCAACUCCUAGUGAGUUGAGCCUUUAGUGGAACUUUCUGUCC
Closterium sp. NIES-67 is the source of this 2309-nucleotide messenger RNA. Lineage: Eukaryota; Viridiplantae; Streptophyta; Zygnematophyceae; Desmidiales; Closteriaceae. The record is from the annotation of a GenBank genome assembly.